UGGCUGUUGUGCGGAGGUUCCCCGAGGACUUACGCCUCCUCUUCCCCAGGGGUGCUGACCACCACCCCCUAUAAGCUCCGCGUGUCUCCCCCCUAUAGGCUUGCGAUCCUCCCGAUGGGCCCGUUCCCAGUGUCCUGAGGGAGGGCAGGCCCCUGUCCUGGGGGCUCUUUCUCUACUCGGGUAGCCCCUGAGCUCCCCACCGGGGCUGGGAGAAGAGCAGGAGCCCUUGCAUCCUUCUCCGGGGUGCAGGCAGCCGGGAGCCGCCUCCCCGUUCUCCUAGCAGGCUGUCUUUUGUGGGGCUGAUGGGGCUCCACAUGCUGCCCUCCCCUGAGAGCAGCAGACCAGCCCUUCCCCGCACCCUCCCUGGGGCUGCCUCGGGGCAUCAUCUGCCUGGGAGGGGUCUGGGGUCAGUCCCUGCCGCGCUACCCCCAAAGGAGGGACAAGAGCCCCGUAGCUCUGCCCCUGGGCAUCCCUGGGGGCCCACAGCAAGCCCUGCUCUGCUCCCAGCUUGCUGGUGGAGCCAAAGGAGAGGAUGCCAUUGCCACGCAAUGCCAAGAUGGUGAGCACCAAGCAGCCCCGAGCAGCCAAGGUGGGCCCUGCUACAGAGAAUGCCAACCCUGAGAAGGUGAGUCCUGAGUCAGGCAAAGGGUGUGGGGGACUCCUGUGGGGCAGCUGCCCUCCUGACUCCUAUCAGUCUCUGUUGCAGGAGGAGAGCUGUCAGGCCAAGAGGUCUCCAUCCUCACCCCAGGGUGGUCCCAAGAAGAGGUCAGCGUUUGGGGACAUCACCAAUGCUCACAAGAACCAGGUGGUGGCAGAGAAGAAGGAGGUUGUGAAAGUGGCACCACACAAGGCACAGAGGGCCCAUGCUGUCCUCGGGGUGGCCAAGAACAAUGAGAUCAACCUGAAAAAGUCAAUUAAGAAAACCUCCCCAAAAGAGGCUCCUGCAAAGCCCAAACAAGAUCCUGUGCCAGAGCAGCCAGUUCCUGCACAGGUUCCGGCAGUGGAGGACAUUGACAAGGAGCAGCUGGGUGACCCCUAUGCCAAUGCCGAGUAUGCCAAGGACAUCUUUGAAUACAUGCGGGGAAGAGAGGAGAAAUUCAUGCUCCCUGACUACAUGGAGAAGCAGCCAGACAUCAGUGGGGACAUGCGUGCCAUCCUGGUGGACUGGAUGGUGGAGGUGCAGGAGAACUUUGAGCUGAAUCACGAAACGCUGUACCUUGCUGUGAAGUUGGUGGAUCACUACCUGGUGGAGGUGGUGACCAUGAGGGACAAGCUGCAGCUCAUCGGCUCCACUGCCAUCCUCAUCGCCUCCAAAUUUGAGGAGCGGUGCCCACCCUGCGUGGAUGACUUCCUCUAUAUCUGUGACGAUGCCUACAAGCGGGAAGAGCUCAUUGCUAUGGAGAUCAGCAUCCUCAACACCCUCAAGUUCGACAUCAACAUCCCCAUCCCUUACCGGUUCCUGCGGCGCUUUGCCAAGUGCGCCCGAGCCAGCAUGGAGACCCUGACCCUGGCGCGCUUCCUCUGCGAGAUGACCCUGCAGGAGUACGAGUACGCCCGGGAGAGCCCCUCCAAGCUGGCUGCCAGCUGCCUGCUGCUGGCACUCACCAUGAAGAACCUCGGUGGCUGGACCCCCACGCUGGAGUACUACAGUGGGUACUGCUCCCAGGACUUGCAUGCCCUGGUGAAGAGGCUGAACUUCCUGCUGACAUACCAGCCCCACGACAAGCUGAAGGCCGUGCGCACCAAGUACUCGCACAGGGUCUUCUUUGAGGUUGCCAAAGUCACCCCCAUGGACAUGCUCAAGCUGGAGGAGAUACUGAAGAGCUGCUAGCCCUGCCUCUGUAAAUAGCCUGUAAAUAGCUGGGUGCUCUCUGGCAGGGGGCCACCAUGUACAUAAAUAAUAGCAAUUUUAAC
Molecule: messenger RNA, 1914 nt
Organism: Apus apus (common swift)
Lineage: Eukaryota; Metazoa; Chordata; Aves; Apodiformes; Apodidae
Gene: CCNB3
Product: cyclin B3
Exons: 10
Coding region: 533-1831 (432 amino acids)
Biological process (GO): mitotic cell cycle phase transition; regulation of cyclin-dependent protein serine/threonine kinase activity
Cellular component (GO): centrosome; cytoplasm; cyclin-dependent protein kinase holoenzyme complex
Molecular function (GO): cyclin-dependent protein serine/threonine kinase regulator activity
Source: RefSeq, a predicted model, not a curated record